This is a messenger RNA of Akanthomyces muscarius, 1254 nucleotides long. RefSeq lists its product as uncharacterized. Gene Ontology annotation, molecular function: crossover junction DNA endonuclease activity; four-way junction DNA binding. NCBI's taxonomy places the organism in Eukaryota, Fungi, Ascomycota, Sordariomycetes, Hypocreales, Cordycipitaceae. Gene Ontology annotation, biological process: reciprocal meiotic recombination; meiotic DNA recombinase assembly. Bases 1 to 1254 code for a protein of 417 amino acids. Gene Ontology annotation, cellular component: Rad51B-Rad51C-Rad51D-XRCC2 complex; replication fork; Rad51C-XRCC3 complex. The record is from RefSeq and is a predicted model, not a curated record. The transcript has 6 exons.
AUGGACUACCAUUCGAUCCAUGGCAGUGAUAUAGCCAGCUUUGAUAUAUCAAAUACCCACCGCCUGCCGACCGUUUCAGCGUCCCAGGCGCUCGCGGCCUUGGAGGAUGAGGGCUCCAAUUGCGUCUCCACGGGGAUCAAGGCCCUAGAUAAGUUCCUGGUGCCGUUCUCCGUGUCGUCGCAAAUGUAUGGCAGUGGAAAGCCUCGCGGCAUCAAACGUGGGCAGGUGACGGAGAUAUGGGGUCCUCCAGGCAGCGGAAGAACAGCCCUCGGAACUCAGUUAGCCGCAAAUACUCUCAGCAAGAAGGAUGGUGUGGUCUGGAUUGAUUGCUUCCAGAAGACGCCGAUUGCAAGAAUCUCGGCUGCUUUGGAAAAUAUGCAGCUGGGAAAAGAAGGCGAUACUGUGGACGAAGCUUCCGCUACGAAAGCUUCCAGUGGAGAUGGCUUCACUCGCUACUCUUGCUUUACACUCCCUCAUUUCUUGGCGCUUCUAUCGCGGCCAUCUAGCACAACUAUUCCAGCAGGCACAUCAUUAAUAGUCAUCAACUGCGUAUCUGCUCUAAUCAAUGCGGCCCUGCCUCGAUCGCAUGUUGGCAAACAAAAUACAAAGCAGCCUCAAGGCUCUACCCCAGCCGCCAAACGAAUGCAGGCUCUUCAGGCAAUUAUAUCGCUCCUCAAUAAGCUCGCUGCGACUCGAAAUUGCGCCGUCGUUAUCCUGUCCCAAUGUGCGACCAAGAUGCAGUCGGAACACGGCGCUUCACUCGUCCCGGCCGUAACCGCAACGGUAUGGGAGCAAGGCAUUUCCACGCGAAUAGCUCUAUUCAGGAACUGGUCGUGGGAUGAGAGAAAACCACACAGUGUCUUUUUGGCGGGCGUGCAAAAAUUGGACGGUCGUGUUAUGCUGGACGUAGUCGACAGCGCUUCAGCAUUUACAGUUGAGUCGACGGGCGUGCGGGAUGUCGACUACGAGGCGAGCCAUCCAAUGGAAAUGGCAGCGGCGGCGCAGCAGAAGCGCAAAAUUGGACAGACGGAGCUCGAGGUGCCUGACAGCGAAGAUGAGGACUACGGGUGGGCGGAAGAAGAUGAAGCUUCUCUGCCAGCGCCGCCUCCACAGUGGCAGGGCAGCGAGGACAUCAUCCUGGGACAGGACGUGGGGCGAAGCGAGGACGAAGAGGAAGCAGAGGAGGAAUAUCAUAGCUACGAUGAAGCGGAGGGAGCUGAAGAGGCCGAGGAGGCAGACAGCAACCAAGAAUGA